Phyllopteryx taeniolatus (common seadragon) is the source of this 4064-nucleotide messenger RNA. It is a transcript of the gene fsd1, whose product is annotated as fibronectin type III and SPRY domain containing 1. Lineage: Eukaryota; Metazoa; Chordata; Actinopteri; Syngnathiformes; Syngnathidae. The transcript has 13 exons. Gene Ontology annotation, molecular function: protein binding. Bases 232 to 1713 code for a protein of 493 amino acids. The record is from RefSeq and is a predicted model, not a curated record.
CGUCCCGAGCCGCAGCGGGAGACACGGCUACCCACAAUCCACCCGCGUCGAGACGCAUGCGCGGUACGCUACGCGGCCCUGAGGCGUUGGUGCUCGCUCGGUGUCGGUUCUAAAGAUGCGUCGCACCCCGGCAGCAUCAGUACCACCAUCGCCGUGCUAAUAUUCGGAAAGCCGAGGAACCGGCGGCGCUGUUUUGUGGUUCGACGGGAGCCGUCGCCCCAGGACGCCGAGAUGGGAGACCAGAAGGAGUCUCUGCGUAAGAUCACCCACACGCUGGCCACCAAGAACGAUGAGAUCUCAAAUUUCGUCUGCAGCCUCAAACAGAGUCUGGAAAACCUGGAGGCCAACUCCACCCAAGUGCAGGAGGACUUGGAGUCCGAGUUCAACUCCCUCCACUCGGUUCUGGACGAGAUGAAGGAGAACAUGUUGACGCGCAUUAAACAGGAAGGAGCCAGCCGCACAUACGAGCUGCAGAGUCAGCUGAGCGCCUGUACCAAAGCACUGGAGAGUUCGGAGGAGCUGCUGGAGUUGGCCAAUCACACGCUUUGCUCCUCCGGGAGGGACGGCUUCACGCAGGCGGCCAAAGACAUUAAGGAUAGUGUGACGAUGGCUCCAGCCUUCCGCCUCUCCCUGAAGGCCAAGGCCAGCGACAACAUGAGUCACUUGAUGGUAGACUUCAGCCAGGAGAAGGCCCUGCUGCAGGGUCUCAAGUUUCUUCCAGUCCCGGCCACGCCAGAGAUCCAGAUGUCUGAGUGCCAGGUGUGCGACAACACGGUGACUGUCGUCUGGACGCUAGCGGAGCCCGACAGUAAAAUAGACCACUACAUCCUGGAGCAUCGGCGUACCAACCACGAGGGUCCGCCACGCAUCAGAGAGGACUACCCCUGGAUGGUUGUGGAGGGCAUACGUGAGAUGGAGCACACGCUCACAGGUUUGCGGUUUGACACCCGGUUCAUGACGUUCAGGGUGAGGGCAUGUAACAAGGCCGUGGCAGGAGAUUUCUCUGAACCCGUUACACUGGAAACCCAUGCAUUCACGUUCAAAUUGGACUCGGCGUCGGCCCACCAGAACCUGAAGAUCGAGGACCUUAAUGUGGAGUGGGAUGGCAGCGGAGGAAAGAUCCAGGACAUUCGCAAAGAAAAGACCCGAACCAGCUCACCAAUGCAGUCUCCAGCCAGGUCGGCGCUGAUGUCACCAAAAAGAGCACCGACGGCCCGGCCCAAUAGGGAUCGCUUCACAGCAGAGUCCUACACAGUGCUCGCCGAUACGGGCAUCGACGCUGGCCAGCAGUACUGGGAGGUGCGCUUCGACAAGGAGAGCAAGGCCUUCGCCGUGGGCGUGGCCGUGCGCAGCCUGGGCCGCUUCGACCAGCUGGGGAAGAGCAGCGCCUCCUGGUGCAUCCAUCUGAACAACUGGCUCCAGCAGAGCCUCACCGCCAAGCACAACAACAAGGCCCGGACGCUGGACUGCCCCAUCCCGGGCAGUAUAGGAGUCUACUGUAACUACGACGAAGGCGUGCUCUCCUUCUUCAAUGCCAAAACCAAGCAGCUGAUGCACACCUUCAGGACCAAGUUCCAGCAGCCGCUCAUCCCGGCGUUCAUGGUGUGGAACGGCAGCUUCUCUGUGGUGACGGGCCUGCAGGUCCCCAGCGUGGUGCAGAGCGGCCAGAGAAAGAACAGCGGCACCAGCAGCUCCAACGCCAGCCUCACCUAGACCCCCAACCCCUCACACCUCCAGCCCACCAUCGGCCCCCCGUCCCACCAUCCUGCAUGACUGCAGUUGCUCUCCAUGAGCCCACCACGGCAAAAGAGUUGGCGUUGUCAUGCUGCACACUCGCCGCGCGGGUGCUCUCUUGGCUGUUAUCGCGGGUCCAACUCCGUCCCACGACUUAGCGCUGGCCGCUGCCCUUCUUCUAAAAGCCCGCAUUCACUCUCUCUCUGUGCCUUUCUUCUCAUUUCCACAUCAUCGCUGUGAGAGACGUAGCCCUCCCCAUUUCACGUUAAAGCAUUUGUCAGUGUCUCCUGUGUCAAUAACAUCUAGCUUAGUGUUACUUAUGCGCCAGUCUAUUUAAUCCAAAUUCAAAACCCACUCUUUGCUAAUGAAUAGAACGUAACACGAACUGAUAUCCUCGUCACACAGUCAAUGAAGAAUCAAUCCUACUUUCAUUUUGAAUCGUACGUGACACAGCUUAUGCGCUUUUCGGAGCUGUGCAGCUUGCCGCUUUACCAUCUUAGCAAUAAUCCUAAAGGUUUUAAAUGAUGUUUGAGCUGAGAUGGCUCGGGUAUCUUAUUCAAACGUUCUUUGAUAUUUAGUCAAAACCCCUUUUACACUGAUCCUGCAAAAUAUGACCCAGUAUUUAUCCGCCUUUGACUUUUCAACAAAACCAAACAAUUGUCCUGCGGCUCCGUCGUCAACAACAACAAAGUCACUGCUUCUCAUCAGUUGUGGGGGGUGGUAAGUAUCAGUAACAGCAUUUUGCGAGUGGUACUCACUCGCAGGGCCUGUCAGACAGGUCGUAAUAAAACAUACUGGAUUUAUCUGUCAUUGACUUUUACACGGAAGCCAGUGAUAUUCUUGGAACUGUCAACAACAGCAGUCACUGCUUCUCAUCAUUUUGAUUUUUUUUUUUUUUCUCCACCGUAGUAUCAGAGUCACCUCUUUUACACAAAGAGUUUGCAUAAUGGCUCUAUAGGAGCCGUCACAGAAGACCCAUACUUUUAUCCACCUUUGACUUCUACACAAAACCCGGUAACGUUGCAGCAACUGUGUCAACAACAAAGUCACUGUUCCUUGUUAAUUUUUUUGGGGGACUAGUCAGUAACUUCAUCCUUUUUGUGGGUUACACUUUUACACUGAGGGCCUGCAAAAUGGCCGCAUCGGAGCCAUAGCCAAAAACCCGGCAUUUACCCCGCUUUGAGUUUUAAACGGAAUCCAGCGAUAUUGCCACACCUUUGUCAUCAACAACAUUCCCAUCUCAUCGUUUUCAUUUUCUUUACUUGUAUCAUACAGUCACCACUUAAACACAAAGGGCCUUCAAUACCAUUUGUAACAAAACAUACAGCACUUAUUCACCUUUUGACUUUUACGCGGAACCCAGCGCAAGGGGAAUAUUGUAGCUUUCACACUGACCACGUUCGUAAAUCAUUUCCCAUUGGAAUGAAUGGAAAUGCCAUUAAUCUAUUUGAGACCCCUCCCCCCCAAAAAAACCCAAAAAUUGUUUUAAUGUGUAUUUUAAUGAGGGAAUAUAUAUAUAUAAAUAUAUAAACAUACAGUAAUGACAUAAAUAGAAUUAAAGGGAAUUAUAGAGUUUUUGCCACACUAAUUAAAUGAUAAUUGUCCUGCUCUUUCUGGUGUGGCCUUGUCCCAGCAUUGCAGGAGUCACUGAAAGUGGCGUCAUUACGGCUUAACUCCUCAAGUGGCUGAUUGGCGGGUCGUUGUUGUCACCUUAGUCCGUGUCGGGGCUAUUUAUACAAAACGGCAAUACGGACAAAAGGCGGGAAAAUGCCAGUUUGUAGAGGCAGAGUAUAAGGGGUUUUAGAUGAUAAUAUUCAACCUUGUUACUUUUAUCAUGCUUACUAUUGUUUUCUUGUAGAAUCGGUGUCUGUUCAAGGACUUAAGACAUGGGAUGUCUUGCCAAGAAGGGAUGCAAAAAUACACCAGUAAGCUCACUAAUCCUCAUUCUUGCGAAGCAAAUAGUGUUGUUCCUUAUCAGUGGAAAGGAUCUGUCAGCAUGUGUGUGUGUCCAAGUGUAGCGUGCCAGUAAGUUAUAUAACAAGCUGUUUGGUGUGCAACUUUGAGCUGAAUAGACUGCUGGAAUUGAUUUGAUAGUGUGUGUGUGUGUGGGGGGGGGGGGUGAGCGCACGUUGACCUCUGCUUCCUCAUUGCUUUCCCUUUCUGUGUUUGGGCCUGGAAAAAUGGACAUAGAUGCUUUAAAGAAGCAUCACUGGAAAAUGUUUUGUUUCAUUCAAACGCUAACCAAAUGCCAUACCACAUACUGUAAAUAGUUCUUUUUUUUUUCAUAUUAACCUGUCACCAAUCAGUGAGGUAAUAAAGGAGUAACAGCA